AUGAAUAUACGCAAAAAAGCAGAGCAAGUGAACACUGGGUCGUAUGCUGAUCCAUGCUAUCGAGCGUUUACAGAAGGCGAACUCAAGUGGUCCGCGUCGUCCUUAAAUCCGAAGAAGGCCCCUGGUAUCGACGGCCUCAACGCCGAUAUUUGCCGAGCGGCGAUAGUACUGAACCCGGGAAUUUACCUGGCGCUAGCAAACAAGUGCCUUGAGCUCGCCCAUUUUCCAGCGAUAUGGAAGGAAGCCGUUGUAGUCAUUCUGCGGAAGCCGGGGAAGGCAGAUUAUACCCACCCAAAGUCUCUCCGGCCCAUCGGGUUGUUGCCAAUCCUGGGGAAAAUAUUAGAAAAAAUGUUAGUCGCAAGAAUUCAUUGGCAUAUUCUGCCUCAGAUAAGCCCCAGACAAUAUGGGUUCAUGCCACAGCGCAGUACCGAAGACGCCCUCUAUGACAUGAUGCGACACAUUCACGAUGGGCUUUCUAAUAGGAAGCUCAUGGUGCUUGUGUCGCUUGACAUAGAGGGCGCCUUCAAUAAUGCGUGGUGGCCGGCCAUAAAGUGUGGUCUGGUGGAAACUAAGUGCCCGGUGUACCUGAGGCGAAUCAUAGACAGUUACCUUAGUGACAGGAAGGUUCGCGUCAGGUACGCUGGAGCGGAGUACACAAGAACUACGAACAAAGGCUGUGUCCAGGGGUCAAUUAGGGGUCCGACCCUCUGGAACGUGCUCCUUAACCCGCUCCUCAAAGACCUGGAAAAAGAGGGAAAUUAUUGUCAUGCAUUCGCCGACGACGUCGUCCUCAUCUUCUCAGGGGACAGCGCCUACGACGUUGAACAGAGAGCGGCGGUUACCCUCGCCCGUGUGCAUGAGUGGGGGGUCGGAAAUAAACUAAACUUCGCGCCGCAAAAAACGCAGGCCAUGCUUAUAACGAGGAAGCUUAAGUACGACACCCCAGGCCUGCGCAUGGGCGGGGUGGACAUCGUCGACGACAGGCUGACGUUUGGCGCGCACGUUGACAAUGUGUGCCGCAAGGCGCAAAGUUUGUACGUUCGGCUGCAGAGUGCCGCGAAGCUCCAAUGGGGGCUGAACCCGGAGGUGGUGAGGAGGAUCUAUACGGCGGUCGUGGAGCCGGUGAUCAUGUACGCAGCUAGUGCAUGGUCACCGGCGGCAAGAAAGAAGUCAGUCCGGCAGAGGCUGAGCACGGUACAGAGGGGAUUCGUGCAAAAAAUUAUCAAGGGGUACAGGACUGUCUCCCUUCACUCAGCACUGCUUCUUGCGGGGGUGCUUCCCUUGGACCUUAGGAUCCAGGAAGCAGCCUCCUUAUAUGAAAAUAAGAAAGGUCAUUCCACACAAGUAGCAGGAGAUAGGGAGGUGGAGGGGAGAUCGCCCUGUACAUCCCUAGCGCACCCAGCUGACAGGCCGGAGUUAGAUUUCGUCUGUCUGGAAGACGGUGCAGAAAUACCAGCAGAAAUAGAAAUUAAAAUUUUUACGGAUGGGAGCAAGAUAGGGGGAAGGUUGAAGCCGCACUGUCGAUAUGGAACGGCGGAGCUCCUGGCGAUAAAAGAGGCGAGUAAUUGGGCGAGGAAAGCACCUGCGCGAAUCCACGGAAUCUUUUCUGAUUCCCGAUCGGCUCUUCAGACCAUUGCGAACCCCAAUUCAGGCCACCCACUCGCCGAAGAGACAAGGGAGAAUCUGAAAGAGAUGAGAAAAGAAGGUGGAGAUUUAAAAUUCUAUUGGGUACGUGCACAUAUAGGGACGACCGGCAACGAGAGGGCGGACACGUUGGCAAAGAAGGCUGCGUUAAAAGUUAAACGUAGACCCGAUUAUGCAAAAUGUCCGGUUUCAUUCGUCAAACGACAGAUCCGACAGGAACCGGUUGACGAAUGGAACCAGAGAUAUCAGGAAGGCGAAACAGCUCGCGUAACUAAAGUCUUAUUUCCCAACGUGUCCAGCGCUCAUGGUAUAAUUAAAAGUAUACAAAUGGAUUACCUGACUGUCCAGGUGUUGACUGGGCAUGGCGGGUUCUCGGAAUACUUGUACCGCUUCAAGUGCAAGGAGAACCCGUCGUGUGCCUGUGAUGAUAUGACAAACAAGGAGAUCUUGCAUUUGGUAACAGACUGUCCGAUAUUUACAAGGGAAAGAUACGAAAUUGAGAGACCCAAUCACCAUUUUUGCAAAUUUUCACAUUACUUGCACUCGUACUCGAACCCGCUGUCUCCGAAGCCAGAGGCGCGCGCGCAGCCGCAUCGGCAUAUGAGUUGUUGCCAGGCUGACUCACCUCAAUUCUCGCCAGGCGCGAUGCUAUACGCGCAGGCGACACUGCAGAACGUUUAUUUCCCGAGCCGGUUUCUCCGGUCAGCCGCUCAGUUGGACGCGAAAGUGAGAGAUCGCAAUUACAUGCUCCCUUGCGUGCGAGCGAAUCAGAUGACAGUGAAUGAGCACCCGGGCGUUGAGUUAUUGAGUUGUCAAUGCAAGAAGUAUUAA
Papilio machaon (common yellow swallowtail) is the source of this 2475-nucleotide messenger RNA. RefSeq lists its product as uncharacterized. Gene Ontology annotation, molecular function: nucleic acid binding; RNA-DNA hybrid ribonuclease activity. The record is from RefSeq and is a predicted model, not a curated record. Lineage: Eukaryota; Metazoa; Arthropoda; Insecta; Lepidoptera; Papilionidae. Bases 1 to 2475 code for a protein of 824 amino acids. The transcript is spliced from 4 exons.